Acanthoscelides obtectus is the source of this 1703-nucleotide messenger RNA. Lineage: Eukaryota; Metazoa; Arthropoda; Insecta; Coleoptera; Chrysomelidae. The record is from the annotation of a GenBank genome assembly.
GUUUGGUUCCUUCUCUUGUUCAGUGGAAUGUGUGUACAGAAAGAAUGAAUAUUUUGUGGUAAAAAGUUAACGAUGGCUCCUGGAAUAUCUACAAUCAAGAGAGGCAGCAUACAAGUGCAAAGGGCUGCUAAGGUUGUCAAUGACCGUCUCGGCUCCAGACAGCUUCUAUGCGCCUUCGUCACCACAGGCUUCGUCCUUUGCGGCAUCGUUGAGCAAAGCGCGUCGGUGGCUUUAAGAGCCAACAGCCCGUCUCCCUACACAGCUGCUGAGUUUGCCGAGUAUGUUGAGAACACCAGCUACAUCACGAGGUACUGCCAACAACCCGCAGAUGACCGCAACGACACUCGUGACGGAAAUUCAGGGGUGCAUGUGGUCAGAUCCAUUCCACAUAUUGAGAUACCAAUGACCAGGACCGAUGAGACGGAAGCGGUGCUCCGAGAAGCAUUUAUGUGGGGUACUCUGUUUUCCCCACUGGCGGCAAGUAGGGUAGCGGCUCGAGUAGGUGCGGAACGAUUGUUUGGGGCCAGCGUUUUGGGGGCGGCUGCACCCGCAAUCAUGGUUCCUGCAUUCUGGCUCACGCCAGGACACGUUGUGCUCAGGUUCCUGCAAGGCAUCUUCAUGGGAGCAACAUGGCCAGCCGCGCAUAUGUUAGCUGUGACUUGGAUAAAAUCAAAAUACGUUAGCGGUUUUGUAUCACUAUAUACCGCUGUAAACUUGGGGUAUGCAGUGGUAGGCAUUCUAGGAACUGUGGUGGUUCGCAAACUAGGUCGUGAUUUUCUGAGCUACGUGAUCUCUUUCACGUCUGUCGUGUGGUACUUCCUAUGGUGGAGAUUCGUCGACAUUUCUUUAUUUCCAAACAGAGUCAAAAGAGACGAACACAGGCACCUUCCAUGGAGGCGCCUGUUGGCUUCAAAACCAGCUUGGGCCUGUGGUAUAGCGGUGAUUGGCAGCCAGUGGGCAGAUGCGACUCUAAUGCUUGGUGUUACAAAAUACCUAAAACUAGUGUACGGAUUUUCAAUAGAAUACGAAGAUAUUCUUCAGUCGCUACCGCACAUCGGACACUUUUUCGCCGCUAUCAUGUUUGGUGUUGUAGUCGAUCAUGUGAGAAGCACUGGAUUAACGUCAACAACUACUUGCAGAAAAUUCUUUGUAUAUCUAUCUCAUUUCCCUCCUGCAGCUCUGAUGUUUGUACUGGGCUACACUGGCUGCGACCCUUCAGCACCCGCAGCCCUUUACACUGCUGCUCUUGCUAUGACGGGGGCCACUCCGGCUGGGGUUUUUGCUAGCGCUGCGGACAUCGCACCGAAUUUUGCAGGCACUGUUUUUGGACUUUGUCAAACGGUUGGUGCUGCGGGUCUCCUUGCAGCUAACUAUGCGGUAUCUGAAGGACUACAUGGAUCGUUUGCUGGUUGGUGGCGCCUGGUUUUCGGUUUUUCAUCAGUGACACUCCUAGUGACCGCCACCAUAUUCAUGGCAUUUGGAAGCGGAUCUGUGCAAGACUGGAACGUUUGUGGAGAUUGCGAGAUAGAGCUCGAUACAGUCGAAGAGCCGUCUAAGCUAGAAUCAGUACUGGAAUGAACGGAAUGUCGAUUUUGAUAAUAAAAUGUUUUCCAAAACGUUUUGUUUGUAUGGAUUGAAAGAGAACUCGCGUAAACAGUCGAAGAAUACUGUCAAAGUUUGAAAAAUUAACGAAAAUAAAGUAG